AUGGCUCAUAGAAACGGUCAUGCCCGUGAUACAGUUAUUGAUAUAGGGAACAAGCCGGUGACUUUGACUGGAGGGCUUGAGUGUUCUGGCCUUACUUAUACUGUGAUAAAGAAGAAGAAGCUAGAAGGGAAAUGGUUGAGCCAGGAAGUGGACUUGUUGCAUAAGAUUACCGGGUAUGCACCAAAAGGGUGCAUCACUGCGGUCAUGGGGCCUAGUGGUGCUGGCAAAUCUACUUUCCUGGAUGGUUUGGCAGGCCGUAUUGCUAGUGGAAGCCUUAAGGGUAGGGUGUCUUUGGAUGGAAUGGCAAUGAGCCCAAGUUUGAUUAAAAGGACUUCAGCUUAUAUAAUGCAAGAUGAUAGGUUGUUCCCAAUGCUUACUGUUUACGAGACAUUGAUGUUUGCUGCUGAUUUUCGACUUGGACCAAUCUCAAGAGUGGAAAAGAGGCAACGUGUGGAGAAGUUGAUUCACCAGCUUGGAUUGACAUCCUCCUGGAACACCUAUAUAGGUGAUGCUGGGACUAGAGGAGUCUCAGGUGGUGAGCGCCGUAGAGUUUCAAUUGGUGUUGACAUAAUUCAUGGACCAUCCUUGCUCUUCUUAGAUGAGCCAACUUCUGGUCUAGACUCCACUAGUGCUUAUAGUGUAAUUGAAAAGGUGCGGGACAUUGCGCGCUCUGGUAGUACUGUGAUCCUCACGAUUCACCAACCCUCAUCCAGAAUCCAGCUGCUCCUUGAUCAUCUCAUUGUCCUUGCUCGUGGCCAGCUCAUGUAUCAAGGAUCACCACAAGAUGUCACUCUACAUCUCAAUCGGAUGGGGAGGAAGGUCCCCAAGGGUGAAAAUGCAAUAGAGUUCCUUAUUGAUGUGAUUCAAGAAUAUGAUCAAUCUGAACUUGGAGUUGAAGCAGUUGCUGAAUUUGCUAGAACUGGCCUAAGACCACCCCCACUGACUGAAGAGGAAAUGUCUGUUUCAACGGCUGCCCCGACACCACCCCCAGCUAAUCAUGGCCGCCGCCAUCAGAUGGAAGGGCGUGGUGACGGAAGGAAAAAUAAUGGGCGCCUUCCCUUGCACGCAAGUGCUAAUGAUUUUGAUCGUAGUUUGAGGAGCCCUUACAAUAAUACAUCAAUGUCAUGGAGUGCUAGCCACAGUGGACUAGUGCACCAACUCGGAUUCACCCCUACCAGGCAACGUAGUGAUAAAAAAUCUCCAAAUCCAAUGAGUUCAUCCCCUGGCUACUACAGACACUCAAGUGAUAUCCUUCCAGGGACGCCAACUCCUCACAGCAGUGACUAUACUGUGAAUGAAGAUGAUUACCUGACUCCGGAUCAUGCUGCUCAAAAGAUCUCAGUACAGCACCUAGGGCCCAAAUUUGCAAAUUCCUUUUUCUCAGAGACUUGGAUUCUCAUGCGCCGAAACUUCAAGAACAUCAGGCGUACACCUGAGCUUUUUCUCUCCAGACUUGCAGUCCUCACUGUCAUGGGCUUCAUGAUGGCCACAAUGUUCAUGAACCCCAAAAUCAACCUGCAAGGAAUCACCAAUCGCCUUAGCUUUUUUAUCUUCACUGUCUGUCUCUUCUUCUUCUCUUCGAAUGAUGCCGUGCCAGCUUUCAUCCUAGAGCGCUUUAUUUUUGUUCGUGAAACUUCCCAUAAUGCCUACAGAGCCUCUGCUUACACCAUAGCUGGCCUUAUCACAUACCUUCCUUUUCUGGCACUACAAGCUGCUGUCUAUGCUUGUAUUGUUUGGAAAGCUUUGGAGCUUCGGGGGCCAUUCUACUAUUUCUUCAUUGUUCUUUAUGUUUCCCUUCUUUCAACCAAUUCAUUUGUGAUGUUUGUGAGCUCAGUGGUGCCAAAUUAUAUAUUAGGUUAUGCAGCAGUCAUUGCUUUCACCGCACUCUUUUUCUUGUUUUGUGGCUACUUCUUAAACAGCCAUGACAUUCCAGGGUACUGGAAAUGGAUGAACAAGAUUUCCACUAUGACAUAUCCAUACGAAGGGCUCCUGAUGAACCAGUAUCAGACUCCUCAAAUUUUCGGAUUUGAUCCUCAGCAGAGACCUGUGACAGGAUUCGGAAUCUUAAAUUCACUCGCAAUUAGUACGGAGGAAUUCAAGAAGUGGGAAAAUGUUCUUAUAAUGUUAGGUUGGGCUGCAUUUUAUAGGAUUUGUUUCUACGUAAUCCUUCGUUUUGGAUCAAAGAACCAGAGGACAUAG
Messenger RNA from Theobroma umbraticum, 2199 nucleotides. Its product is annotated as ABC transporter G family member STR2-like. Gene Ontology annotation, cellular component: membrane. Gene Ontology annotation, biological process: transmembrane transport. Lineage: Eukaryota; Viridiplantae; Streptophyta; Magnoliopsida; Malvales; Malvaceae. The record is from RefSeq and is a predicted model, not a curated record. Gene Ontology annotation, molecular function: ATP hydrolysis activity; ABC-type transporter activity; ATP binding.